GAAUGUGGGUCCUAUAUAUAUGGGUAAAAUUAUGUGGGAAAGUGGUUAUAGGUAAAGAAAUGUGAAAUGAGACAAGCGGUUUUUUUGGUAAAUUAUAUAAACCGUUUCCGCAAUCUAAAUAUGAUAAUAGAGAAACCGAAUGAACAGUGCCAGACACUUCAUGGCACGUAUUCAUUGGGCCGCCGGUUCUCCAUGAAGAUGCCCACGUAUUACGUAUCGCACCACGCGUCUCCCCCUUUACACGAUACCACAUAACCCACUUCCCCACUCAAUGCUUACUUUUCAGAGGAUAGAGAGAACCAGAGGAGAGAGAGAGAGAGAGGUUGCGAGAUAGAGGGAGAUCCGAUGAAUCAACGUUAGGGUUCUGAUGUUUAAGAACACGGUUGAGGAGAUCACGACUGCGGUGAUUCGUCGAAAAACUAGGGUUAGUACCGGUUGCCACCAAAGGGAGAAGAUGUCUUCGAACCAUGGAUGGAUUGAGUGUCGUUUUCGGCGGUGGCGCUGUAGGUGUUGGUACCUCCGCUGCACCGGCGGCUUCGGUUGUCAAUGGUAGUGUGGUGCUCUGAAUUUUACAGGCAACAGAUUAAUGUCUCUUGGGUUUCACAGAGAAUGCAUGUCUUCCAUUGCUGGUUCUUAUGGGUAUAUUGCACCAGAUUGACCAACAAGGCAAACAAAACAGGUGGCUAGAGAGAACCCCAGCCGGCGAGUCUCUGGCAAUUGGACCACGAUAAAGAGAGAGAAAGACACGGUAGUUGUGGCUCUGCCGGACACGCUUGGAUACGGCAACUGCCAGUGGCGGUUUGAAAUCAUGGUGAAGUCGGCGUAGACGUGGGCUCAUACUCCAGCAGCGGCACACGAAUUCCGGUUAACUCCGGUGAGAACCCAGUGUACGGUUGUUGUGGUUCUACCGUCCAAUCACUUGAAUACGCCAACGCCGGAGGCGGUUUGAAGUUCUGGUAGCAAUUCAAAAUUCCAAUAUAUACCAAGAUCACCACUUUUGCAAUCUCAAUAUUCAUCAGUUUGGCCCCAAAUUUCAAGAAACAGAGAUAUUCAAGUUCUGUCAUUUUUAAAGUUUAAUUACAAGAUUUUAUUAUAAACUGCCCCCAUGCUUUUACCUUCUUUUUUUUGUAAUAAUAUUAAUAUUCUAGAUCCCUAUUGAAUUACCCAGUUGUUAUUUUUACAGAUUUGUUAAAUAAAUUUCCAAGAUUUUGUGUUUAAAUUCGUAUGGGUGUUUGAUUUGAAUGAGUUUUGUAAUCUAAUUUGUGAAAGUUAUGAUUGAAAAAGAAUGAAGAUCAACGUGUUUAGUGAGGCAUUUGUGUCUUGCAUGCCAAGUGUUUGUUGUUAUGUGUCAAUGAUGCCUGUCUUCAUCAAUUGGGUAUUGGUAUGUAAUGGAGAAUUUAUAAAAAGUAUAUGUUUAUUUUGAUAUGUGGUUGGGUAUUUUACCUUCUUGGAUUUGUGUUUAUGCCCUACCAAGUUGAGGGACUCGGUGGUCACUGACCACUGUUCGAUCGAGGUGAUUGUAGUUGCGCAACAUGAACAUACCAGAUCAAGUCAGCCUUGAGGGGUUAGGGUUUGGUAUUGGUCUACGGCGGCAGGAAUUUGAGGAUUUCCAUGAAUUCCGGUUAACUCUGACGAGAACCUGAUGACCUGAACCAGCUAUGAGUCAAUGAUUGGUGUCGCUGAAGGGUAGUAGCUGUUCACUUGCAAACUCCUUUGCAGCCAUAGUCGGGGCAUCGUUUCGUUGACUCUGAAGACUUACAGAAGGAUAUUUGGGUUGUGCAAGGUUAGAGUUUCGUUAUGCAGUUUUUCAAUUCAUUAUUUUGCUCUAUUUAUCAAAGUGUGAGCUUUCACUGAAGAUAACAAAUCUCACCAAGAUCACAAGUGUUCCCGGUCGUAGUACAGUGUGAACAGGGGAAUGAAUAUUGACGAUUUUAAGUUCAUUUAUUGGAUGGAAUACGCGCAUACAGACGAAACUAAAGAGAAGAAGAAGAGAAAUAUAAAUGUUCAAGGUGCAUAUCUACAUGUGUUAGGCUAUUCGAUACAGAGUAUUGGCGUAAUGAUUGGUACGACGGUCAUAUGGUACAAUCCCAACUUGAAAGUCAUUGAUCCGAUAUGCACAUUACUCUUCUCCGUCAUAGUGUUGUAUACGACAAUCAACAUGCUGCGCGACAUUUUGGAGGUUUUAAUGGAGAGCACACCAAGAGAGAUAGACGCAACAAGUCUCGAACGGAGACUUUGUGAGAUAGACGAGGUUGUUGCUAUUCAUGAAUUGCAUAUCUGGACGAUAACUGUCGGGAAGGUGUUGUUAGCUUGCCAUGUGAGAAUCCGGCGUGAAGCUGAUGCUGAUAUGGUGUUGGAUAAGGUGGUGGAUUUUAUUAAAAGGGAGUAUAAUAUUAGCCAUGUUACGAUCCAGAUAGAGCGCGAAUAAGUUAGUCAGGUUGUAUAUAUAUUAUAUGCAAUCUGUCAAUGGCAACAUUUGAAAGUGAGUUGAAGUUACUUCAGAAAGCCGAAUGGAAAAAUGCUCAUGAGUCUAUACUCUGGACACUGCAUGUUUUGUUGGAAGAGAUAGAAACCGGGUUCUUGCAGAGAUAAUUGUUUAUAAGAACUGAUAUGGUGGUUGGUAGUUAAUUAGUUAUCAGCUUAUCAUCCAACUUCUUAUUUACUUUAAGCAUUUAUCUAUCUCAAUUGCUUUGGAUAUGAGGUGAUUACUUAUAUUGAUUACUUUUAUA
Helianthus annuus (common sunflower) is the source of this 2729-nucleotide messenger RNA. RefSeq names its product metal tolerance protein 1. The transcript is spliced from 6 exons. NCBI's taxonomy places the organism in Eukaryota, Viridiplantae, Streptophyta, Magnoliopsida, Asterales, Asteraceae. Gene Ontology annotation, molecular function: zinc ion transmembrane transporter activity. The record is from RefSeq and is a predicted model, not a curated record. Gene Ontology annotation, biological process: zinc ion transmembrane transport. Bases 1916 to 2428 code for a protein of 170 amino acids. Gene Ontology annotation, cellular component: plasma membrane; vacuole.